Messenger RNA from Cephus cinctus (wheat stem sawfly), 1325 nucleotides. Its product is annotated as popeye domain-containing protein 3. Gene Ontology annotation, cellular component: sarcolemma. The record is from RefSeq and is a predicted model, not a curated record. The coding region runs from base 112 to 1194 and encodes 360 amino acids. Gene Ontology annotation, molecular function: cAMP binding. NCBI's taxonomy places the organism in Eukaryota, Metazoa, Arthropoda, Insecta, Hymenoptera, Cephidae. The transcript is spliced from 7 exons.
GUAAAUGUAACCAGGGUUUCUUCAGAGUAAUUUUUUAACCAAAACAAAGGACCCACCGUAGAGAUGAAGUAGCCUAAAAGAAAUCGGUACUCAUACUGUGACCUUAACAAAAUGAGUCCCGGACUAGGCCAUGAUCCAUUGCCCUCCUACAACAUUACCGGAUAUGGAAACGCUGCACUGUGUCUUUGGCAACAGCCACAACACAUUCUAUUUCAAUUGGCGAAUUUUUGCUUUGCCCUUUCCUACUCUGCACCGUCCUCCAAGAAGGGUAUACUCUUCAUGCAUUCCGUACUGAUAAUCGGAUUUAUGCUACUAUCUGGAUGGGCAUGGCACGUUAUUUGUGCGCCUGAUAUAUUCUCCUGGAAUUUCAGUUUUCUUUUAUUAAAUAUUGGCCAAUUGGUAUAUAUAGUCUAUCAAAUGAGACCUGUCAGAUUUGAUCCUGAACUCGAGGAUGUAUAUCACACUCUCUUUUAUCCAUUUAAGGUAUCACGAUUACAAUUCAAAAGACUGGUGUCCCCGGAAUUCGCGACAAUAAUGUCACUACAUGCGGGUGAGGCCUAUGCUAUGCAAAACCUAACGAGAACGGAUCGUCUCGGCUUACUUUUAAGCGGCAAGGUUAACGUGCUAAGCGACACAAAUUUUCUUCAUCCCAUUUUACCCUGUGAGUUUCUCGAUUCGCCAGAAUUCGAAAGUUCAAGAGCAUCGGUGGAUGACAAAUUUAAGGUGUCCAUAGUUGCAGCGAGCUCUUGCAGAUACUUGUACUGGCAAAGAUCAGCGCUGGAAUAUUUGCUAGUAAAGGAAGCAUAUCUUGCCACAGUUUUAACAACGCUUGUAGCUAGAGACAUAGCCACAAAAUUGUAUGCAAUGAACAACAAGAUAGUCACUGAUAAGGGAUCUCAUCUGGACAUCAGAUUACCAAGUAUAAGUGCCGGCCUUGGAAUGGGUGGUGAAUACAGAAGUCCACGAGCUUCGAGACAAGCUUUGAUACGCAGAAAGGAGAAUAAACUUACAAACAAUGUUUGUGGUGCUAAGCCGAAGGAUCGGCCUGUAAAUAAUUUAACAAAGAAAGGUGCACCGAAUAUGGAGCCACUGCCAGAGUUACCGUCGUGCGACGACUUGACGUCGAGUGGCGUCGAAAGUUGGCUCGAUUCGUCAAGCAAGUAUCACAGCUGUGAAGUGGUCGACGAGGACUAGCGUACCUGUAGCAGCCAGUAGUUCGAUUAUCAAAUAAUUAGUAUUAAUCGAUGAGACGAGUAUACACGAUUGUGUGUGUAUUAUAUUUUUCUCAAGGUUGCACAGAUACACGAAAUUCAUUAACAUUGUUG